Molecule: messenger RNA, 711 nt
Organism: Striga hermonthica
Lineage: Eukaryota; Viridiplantae; Streptophyta; Magnoliopsida; Lamiales; Orobanchaceae
Source: the annotation of a GenBank genome assembly
AUGAGUACUUCCAACGUGGCCAGCGGCAGCACGGCGGCCGGUGCCGCCGGUGGCUCCGGGUCGGGCUCCAGUGGGCCAUGCGGGGCAUGCAAGUUUUUGAGGAGGAAGUGUGUGGUGGGCUGCAUAUUUGCCCCGUAUUUUGACUCGGAGCAAGGGGCUGCCCAUUUUGCGGCGGUCCACAAAGUGUUUGGGGCCAGCAACGUGUCCAAGCUGCUCCUCCACAUACCGCCGGCCCGCCGCUUGGAUGCGGUUGUCACGAUUUGCUACGAGGCCCAGGCCCGUCUCAGGGACCCAAUUUAUGGAUGCGUGGCCCACAUCUUCGCCCUCCAUCAACAGGUGGUCAAUCUUCAAGCUGAGCUCAACUACCUGCAGGCCCACCUCGCCUCCCUGGAGAUCCCGAAUCCGCCACCGGCGCCGCCACAGCCGCUGUUCACGCCGCCGCAAAUCCAGUCGGUUUCCGAUCUGCCGGUGGUGCCGGCGGCUUACGACCUGUCGUCGUUUUUCGACAACCCCUCGUUGGCCCUCUACCAGCGUCAGCUUCCGAACGUAUCCCCAGCCGGAAGAGUCCCGCCGGAGCUUCCAUCGUCGACCGCCAGCGGAGGCGGCGGCGAUCUUCAGGAGUUGGCGCGUGAGCUUCUGAGCAGGCACGCGCCGCCUGUAAUGCCCUGCAGAGAUCAUCAAGUUUCAGCUUUGCCGCCACAUUCGAGGUGA